Colletotrichum paranaense is the source of this 1593-nucleotide messenger RNA. Its product is annotated as alpha amylase. NCBI's taxonomy places the organism in Eukaryota, Fungi, Ascomycota, Sordariomycetes, Glomerellales, Glomerellaceae. Gene Ontology annotation, molecular function: alpha-amylase activity; calcium ion binding. The transcript is spliced from 2 exons. Gene Ontology annotation, biological process: carbohydrate catabolic process. The record is from RefSeq and is a predicted model, not a curated record. The coding region runs from base 1 to 1593 and encodes 530 amino acids.
AUGCGUACCUCAACACUUGCGUGGGCUGCCGUCACGGCCCUCUCUGCCCUCGUCGAGGCUGCCGACCUCGAGGCGUGGAAGUCUAGAUCCAUCUACCAAGUCAUGAUCGAUCGUUACGCCCAUACCGAUGGCUCAACCGACCACGAGUGUGAACUCUACAAGUUCUGUGGUGGCACAUGGGCCGGCUUGACCAACAAGCUUGACUACAUCCAAAACAUGGGCUUCACUGCUAUCCAGAUCAGCCCCAUUGUCAAGAACAUGGACGAUGACACCGCCGUCGGUGAGGCUUACCACGGUUACUGGUCUCUCGAUAACUACGCCCUCAACGACAAGUUCGGUACCUCGGACGACUUCAAGAACCUGGUCAAGGAGAUGCACAACCGUGACAUGUACCUCAUGGUCGAUGUCGUCGUCAACAACAUGGUCCAGAAGCUCGACAGCCUGCCCCCCAAGCUCGACUACUCCAAGUUCAACCCCUUCAACGAGGAGUCCGACUUCCACCCUUACUGCAACGUCACCGAGUGGGACAACAGCACCAACUACCAGGACUGCUGGCUCUACCCCUACGGCGUUGCCCUCGCCGAUUUGGCCACCGAGAAGACCACCGUCGUCGAUGAGUUUGGCAAGUGGAUCAAGGAACUCGUCUCCAACUACUCUAUCGAUGGUCUUCGUAUCGAUGCCGCCAAGCACGUCAACGAUGCCUUCCUGCCUACCUUUGUCAACGCCUCUGGCGUCUUCGCCUUCGGUGAGGUCCUUACCGGAGCCCCUGCCGACUUCUGCCGCUACCAGACCCUGAACCUGCUGCCCGGCAUGCCCAACUACAUCGAGUACUACCCCCUCAACAAGGUCUUCUUCGGUGGUGACAUGAACGAGCUCGCCGACUGGCGCUCCCAGGCCCGCGAUGGCUGCACCGACAUCUUCGCCCUCGGAUCUUUCGUCGAGAACCACGACAUGCCCCGUUUCGCCGUCUACGAUGAGGAUAUUGAGCUUGCCAAGAACGCCAUGGCUUACAUCCUUUUGACUGACGGUAUCCCCACCGUCUACCAGGGACAGGAGCAGCACUUCAACGGUAACUCGACUCCCUUCAACCGUGAGCCCCUCUGGCAAUCCAAGUACGACACCACCGCGCCCAUUUACCAGCUCACCUCUACCCUCCUCAAGACCCGUAACGCCCUCCAGGCCACCAACAAGGACUUCGCCACCACGGCCUCUGAGCAGCUUUUCGUCGAGAACACCCACCUGUGCCUCCGCAAGGGCCCCGCGGGCGCCCAGGUCGUCUUCUGCGUCACCAACAAGAGCUCCAAGGGCGACACCUACCAGCUCAGCGUCGGCGGCUUCAACCCUGGUGAUGCGGUCGUCGAGGUCACCACCUGCGGCACCAGCACCGCCGACGGCACCGGCAACGUCACUCUGUACAUGGAGAAGGGUCAGCCCCGCGCCGUCGUUCUUGCGUCCUCCAUCGACGCCACCAAGAUCUGCCCCAACGGCACCACUGCCGCUGGUCAGAGCAAGAGCGCCGCCGGCUUCAUCGGCAGCAGCAUGACCCUGGUCCUGGCUUCCGUCAUGGCCGUUUCUUUUGCGCUCCUCGCAUAA